Molecule: messenger RNA, 2915 nt
Organism: Ficedula albicollis (Collared flycatcher)
Lineage: Eukaryota; Metazoa; Chordata; Aves; Passeriformes; Muscicapidae
Gene: DIPK1C
Product: family with sequence similarity 69 member C
Exons: 8
Coding region: 1-2076 (691 amino acids)
Source: RefSeq, a predicted model, not a curated record
AUGUUACUUCCCCCUUCGUCUUCAAAAUCAGGGUUUGAACUUCCUGUAAGUCCUCAGAAUGGAGAGCUGAGCCCUUCCUACCCAUGCAGGAGAGGCUCCACAAUUUUACCUUUUCACAGGACUACAGAAGCUUCAGCUUCAAAUAAGAUAACCCACGGGCCUAUCACUGCACCGUUACACCUUCGCCCUCCUUACCCACAAACAACAUCAGUGUCCCUGAGGAGAGCACUGAACCGAGUUAAGAGCGCUCUGCGGCCACCAUUGAGCCCCACGCUCACGUCGCAGGCUCAGCACCUCGGGUCGGGCCUGACUAAAAGGUUAAACGCGGGGCUUUCUUUACAGGGUUUUGCCGCCCCGGGACGAGCUCCCUGCAGCCCCCCAGCAUGGCACCCAGAGCUGCCCCCAGCACUCGAGGGACACAGACACAGGCGCCAGGGAGACGACGAGAGGGCAGGGAGACAAUCUAUCGACCCCAGCAUCCUCGGAGCAGUACACUCUGCCUGUUUUGGCAGCGUAUCUAGCGUGGCCGCUCGGGGAUGCAGGACACGGGGGUGCGGGGCAGGAGCCAGCCUGCCCCCCGUCCUGCGACUGGGGGAGCCAAGGGCGACCCACCCUGGGGGCGCUGGGGGCUGCCUUACUGAAGGGGACGUGCUUUCACCAGAGGGACCUGUCCGUCUCCAGGCUGCCUCCUUCAAAGUACCGAGCAGCCGCCUGGAUGGCAAAGGGUUCCCACAGCAGCAUCCAUCACCCUUCAAACUCCUUUUAUUCUCGGGUGAGAAACUCGCAGAGGAGAGGCGGGGGGCGCGGGCAGCAGCCGCCAAGUGGCUGCAGGGGCCGCUUGGCACAGGGGAGCGCAGACAAAAGCCGGCGGAACUACGUGGCUUAAAUUCAAAAGGGGCUCUCCGGGCUCGGCCAGGGCAGCCCCGGCCCGGGGAGGGGCCGAAAAGCUCUUUGUACAAAAGUCGUCUUUCAGAACUGCCUGGCAGCUUGUAUCGCCUCCUUUAUGGUCUGGCGAGGUGUCUCGACUACAGCAGUGGAGCCCUGACUGGGGACCUCUGUGAAGACCUGUGUGUGGCACAGAAGCUGGUGUACAAACACUGCCUUUACUAUGACAGAGGUAAGAAGGUCAUUCAGGCUGAUUGGAGAGGCCAGCCCAUCAUACUGAAAUCCAAAAAAGAAAUCUUUUCCAGCUACCAGCACCUCAGUAUGCUAGAGGAGGUGGAAACACAGGAUAUCCCUGAAACAGAGCUUCUGCUUAUGGUAGCUUUGGAGGUCAAAAACGCCCUGGGGCUAGAACUGUCUAACAAUACCAUGGGGCCCCUGUGGACAAGCAAGAAGGGACCACGUUGGAAAGCACAGGUGGCCAGCAUGUGGUCCUUGCUCCAGCAGGAGGAAUAUAUCUACUUUAGUUUGCUGCAGGACUUCAGCAAACAUGUGCUACGAAUUAUUGGCUCUUGUGGACACUUUUAUGCUGUGGAGUAUCUCACAGCUGGACACGCCUGGCACAAAACUCUUUUUCCCUUGGAAAACGUGAUCGGCCCCUCCCUUACUGGACACAGAAGCAGGGUGAGAGCCAUCAUUGACAUUGCACUCAGCUUUCUGGACAUGGUGCAGCACUUUGAUAAUGAUUUCUCUCACCGACUUCACCUGUGCGACAUCAAACCAGAGAACUUCGCUAUCAGGCAUGAUCUCACGGUGGUGGCCAUUGAUGUGGAUAUGGCCUUUUUUGAACCCAAAAUGAGGGACAUCCUGGAACAGAAGUGCACAGGAGAUGAAGAUUGUAAUUUCUUUGAUUGCUUUUCAAAAUGCAACCUCAAAAUCAGAAAAUGUGGAGCACAGAGAGCCAAUAACAACUUGCAAGUAAUCUGUGACAAAAUAUUCCGUCGCUGGUUUUCCCCAAGCCUCAGAGGACCACUGGUCUCCCUGCCCCUGCAGCUGCAGCUGCAGAAAGCCGUGCAGGAGUGUGCUCAGCCGGGGCACACGGGUGCCACGGGGCACCAGAGGACUCUGAAAUCUCUCUCCGAGCUGUACCACCUGCUUCGGGUCACUCAGCGAGAGCUGCAAGGGGCAGAGUAGGCACAAAAGGCAGAACUGCAAAGGCCACGUCCCAGUCUCUCUGCCAUCCCUCCUAACCCUGUACUUUUACAGCACAGAGAUUGCUUUUCUGCUAUGCAAAUGAAGUUCAUGGCUGCAGGUGCAGCAUGCCCUGAUAAUAUCCUGUCAAGUGUUAAAUUGCUUUACAUUACUCGGGUUCUGCUCUUGCUUAUUUUCCUGAGCCAGCACUACCCCUCUCCAUCAGCAUUCAGCACAAACUUCUGAGCUGUAGUCACUGCUCAGAUAGCAUCAGUCUGAGUGUGAUGCUCAGAGGAUGCAUUUACAGAGGAAAAGUGUAAGUGCAGCAAAACUCUAUCAAUAAUUAAAAGAAUGGGUGGGUGAGUGGGUGUGAAAAAGUACAUGUAUGGUGUUUGUUUUAGUUUCUCUGUCAAAUGAGGGUUUUUUUACAGUAGAGACCGAGCAUUCUGUAUGGAAAAAAAAAAAAAAAGAGGGGGAUCUCAAACAGGAAAAUGUGCUGUGACAUAAGGAAAGGGUUGCUUUUGUACAAAGCAGUCCUUGCUGAUGUCCCCAAAUGCAUUUGCUCCAGGGCAUUGCAUUACCUGUGCCAUUGCUAACUCUUUUGCAGAAAAAUUAUAUAAAGGUGCUUUGGACUUUUCUAGAGCAAAAUAAUUAUACCCUUGCUGAGCUCCCAUGUGGGUACUCAUAUUCUGCAGUGAAGAGGUAUGAAUAAUGCUACUGGAUUUUCCCAUGUGAACAAGCCCUCAGGCACUUGUACAUCAGAGCACUUGAUAAGAAGCACUCCUUUGCCAGAGAGCAGAAUUGCCCAGGAAUGUCAACAAUCUGUCCUUUGCACAGAACAA